Molecule: messenger RNA, 615 nt
Organism: Dioscorea cayenensis subsp. rotundata (Guinea yam)
Lineage: Eukaryota; Viridiplantae; Streptophyta; Magnoliopsida; Dioscoreales; Dioscoreaceae
Product: thioredoxin-like 3-3
Exons: 3
Coding region: 29-427 (132 amino acids)
Source: RefSeq, a predicted model, not a curated record
CAGCAAUAGCGGCCGAGGACAAGGAGAGAUGAGCGGUGAGGUUGAAGAGGCGAAGAAGGGAUUGGAAGGCACGGGGCUAAGCCUUGCUACUAACCUCCAUGGAAACCUCAAGAGCGCCGUGGGUGAUGCUCAUCUCAAGGACAUUCUCCAAAACAUCAAAUCCUCCAAAACCCCCACUGUUAUCAACUAUGGGGCUUCCUGGUGUCGAGUUUGCUCCCAGAUUCUUCCAGCUUUCUGUCAGUUAAGCAAUAAAUUCCCUAAGCUUUCUUUUGUCUAUGCGGACAUCGAUGAAUGUCCCGAAACUACUCAGGAUAUCCGAUACACCCCCACCUUUCGUUUCUAUCAAGAUGGCGAAAGAGUCGAUGAAAUGCUAGGCGCAGGGGAAGAGAGGCUUGAAGACAGGCUCUGGUUGCAUUCUGAUCAAUAGUUACUGACUUUGCAUGGCAUCAUCGUACAGGUUUUGCAAAGAGUAUGUUCUCUUAGUGCAUCAUAUUCCUUAUUGGUGUGUAGGAAUUACAUGAAUAUUUCUCCAAUGGAUGUUAUCAAGUGUUUGAAGUUCAGCUUAUCACAUAAGAAACAAGUUUUUGCAAUUUCAAGCUUUUGAAGUUCAAGUUA